AUGACUGGAAGACUGUUUAAUCCACAGCAUUUACACUUUCCAUUAUUAGCCUUAUCGAUUGGUUUAUUAGGCUAUGCACUAGCUACUGCUGAUUGGCCAUGUGGAAAUUUAUUCACUCAAUGUUUUAAAACACUGCCUAUAUUAAUUGUGAUUAUAUUAUUAGCUGCAGGUGUCGGUGGAUUGGGAUUAAUAUUUUUAAUUGAUUUAUUUGGUGCUUGUAGUAGUAAAUGGAUACCGGGACCAGUGUGUACAACUAUUAAAUUAUUAAUAUUAUUUGUUUCAGCAAGUGCAGUGCUUACAGGUAAUUUAUUGUAUACUUAUUGGAAAUUACCCUAUUGGUCGUAUACAUUUUCAUUGAUUGGCAGUGUAACAGCUUCACAGGUUGUUAUCCUAGCUGUAAUCAACUGUAGGUGUUUAGGUUCAAAACUUUAG
This is a messenger RNA of Trichobilharzia regenti, 432 nucleotides long. The record is from the annotation of a GenBank genome assembly. NCBI's taxonomy places the organism in Eukaryota, Metazoa, Platyhelminthes, Trematoda, Strigeidida, Schistosomatidae.